AUUUGCAUCUUCUUGCAUCACUUCUGUACAAUGUCUGGAAUUUGCAGAGCACGUCUCGCUGAGGAGCGUAAACAGUGGCGCAAGGAUCACCCAUUCGGAUUUUACGCCAAGCCGACUAAAGCCUCGGAUGGCUCCAUGAAUCUGCUGGAGUGGGAGGUCGGAAUUCCGGGGAAGGCGGGGACGCCUUGGGAAGGCGGUGUAUACAAGCUCAUGAUGAUAUUCCCAGAAGACUAUCCCUCGAAACCGCCGAAGUGCAAAUUCGCGCCCCCAUUGUUCCAUCCGAACGUGUAUCCCUCAGGAACUGUCUGCUUGUCUAUCCUGGACGAAGAGAAGUCGUGGAAGCCUGCAAUUACCAUCAAGCAGGUCCUACUUGGCAUCCAAGAGCUCCUCAAUGAUCCUAACGUAAACGAUCCAGCCCAGAGCGACGCUUACACGAUGUUCAAGAAUGACAGAGUGGCAUACGAGCGAAGAGUACGGCAGCAAGCUCGGGAGAAUAUUCCGAAAUGACAUGACAUGAUCUUCCCGAGGGCUACUUUGUGCGUAUUGUAUCAUAUUUCAACUUUCGUUGUUGUAGCACACCAUGAAGGCUUCUGAUAAACCUUACUA
Postia placenta MAD-698-R-SB12 is the source of this 606-nucleotide messenger RNA. RefSeq lists its product as hypothetical. Gene Ontology annotation, cellular component: nucleus. The record is from RefSeq and is a predicted model, not a curated record. Lineage: Eukaryota; Fungi; Basidiomycota; Agaricomycetes; Polyporales; Adustoporiaceae. Gene Ontology annotation, biological process: protein sumoylation. The coding region runs from base 31 to 507 and encodes 158 amino acids. The transcript has 8 exons. Gene Ontology annotation, molecular function: SUMO conjugating enzyme activity.